AGUAGCAUUAGUCGAGACGGUAGCUUUGUUUUCAUUUUAUCUUGAAAACAGAAAACGCCUAUUACGUGGCAACGAAGGCAAACCUCACCCCUCUUAAAAGGGCGCCAUUUGCCUUCACCGCUAUCAUUUUUAAAAUCUUUUCCACCACACUCCAACUUCAAAACGCAAUUUCCAUUUCCAUUUCCAUCUCCAUUACCUCAGCAAAACCCUAAAACCGCGCCAUGCUCCUUCACUCCUACACCUUCGAUUCCCUCUCCAAAUCCCAGGAACUAUCGUCAGCCAUCGAAUCCGCCACAACCACCUCCCAAAUCGCAUCCGCGUGCGCCUCCAUCGACUCCUUCCUGCACUCCCACUCACCCGACCAGUCCCGCCACUUCUUCUCCCUCGCCUUCCCGACCCUAAUCUCCAAGCUAUUCGGCUUCCACGACCCUGUCGCCACCAAUGCCUGGAUCCACAAACCCGAACUCGCCCAAACCCUAUUCUCUCUCCUCUCCCCCGCCGGCACCCUCGCCGCCUCCAUCGCCGCCGUCGACCGCCUCUCCCUCGUCAAAUACCUCUUCCCCGUCGAACGCCUCCCCCACUGGACCCGCUCCCUCCUCCUCGCCGACGCUAACGGUUCCCGUCAGCUCUCCGAUCUCUGUCCCUCGCUCUUCAAACCCUCACCUUCCCCACCCCAGGUCCAACUCAACGUCUUCGAGUACUUCUUCUUCUGGCUCGCCUACUACCCCGUUUCCAGGGCCAAAAACCAAAACCCCGUUCACUCUUCCGUCAAGAGAGCUAAGAAAUUUAGGUUAGAGGAUUGGGCCUGGGCCUCCUCGAUUCCCGGUUUCUCCGCCUCCAAACGCUGCCCCGAGGGAAAACCUCACUGCGAUUUAUACACGCGCCUCCUCUGCGCUUACCUACGCGCCUUUGUCACCUCCUACGACCUCGCCGCGCACCAGCCCUAUCGCACCUCAAUUCUCCACUACGGCCCUGGCUACGACGCCUCCGUCGCCGCGCGUGCCGAGUUCGUUGUGCACACGCUAAUCCACUUCUGGCUCGUCGACAACGACUUCUCGCCGCUGCCGCGCUCCCUCGGCGUGUCGUUUCCGGCGGGGGAGGCGCCGCCUCCCGCUGGAUUGGCGGAGGUGGUCAGCCUCUUCGUGAGGUACUUGAAUUUGAGCACGGUCGCCGUCGCCGCUAAAAUGGCACAUUUUAUCCCAUGCCACAAAGUGGAUGAUGCAAGCAAAAUUGCUAAGUUAUUCUUUGAAGAAGUAGUGAGACUUCAUGGGUUACCUAAAACUAGCGGCGACGGCGGCAGCGAGGGUGGGAGUCCCCGGUGGAGGAGCCUGGAGGGUGGGAAGAGCAAGGAUUUGGGGGUUGUGCGGUCGCUAGGGUGUUGGAACUUCUGCGUGCAGAGGCCUUUGUAUAGAUUUUUGUUGAGGACGUUCUUGUUUUGCCCCAUGGCUGCUUCGGUUAAGAAUGUGUCGCAGGUGUUGUCGGUUUGGGUUGGUUACUUGGAGCCUUGGACCAUGACUGGGGAUGAGUUUUCGAAUGUGGAUGGGAUCGAUGGGGAGAAGAAGGAAAAUUCUUUGCCUGCGGGGGGUGGGUUUUCGCCACGGUGGCAGGAUUAUGUUCUCUCUAAUUAUCUCUACUACAGUUCCUUGGUCAUGCAUUUUAUUGGGUUCGCUCACAGGUUUCUUCAUAGUGAUGUUGAAAUCAUAGUGCAGAUGGUGCUAAAGGUGUUAGACACAUUGACAUCAUCAAAAGAGCUCGUUGACCUUUUGAAGACUGUGGAUUCCCUUUUCCAUUCUAUACAAGCUGGAUCAAGCAAGCCAAUGUUGAAUAACUUGUACAGAUAUGUUCCUACUAUCCGUGAACAGUUGCAGGACUGGGAGGACGGUUUAUGUGAGACUGAUGCUGAUGGCUCUUUUUUACCUGAGAAUUGGAACAAAGAUUUGCGACUUUUUGCUGAUGGGGAGGAUGGUGGACAACAGCUCCUUCAGUUGUUUAUAUUGCGUGCAGAAGCUGAAUUACAAGCUAUAUCUGGUGAUAAUAUUGGACCCAGCCUGCAAUGCAUAGAUUCACUGAAGGCAAAAUUGGGGUGCUUAUUUGAUGGAGACACUAUGAAGUCAUCAAUUUGUCCUGAACCAAUGCCACAUCAACAAUCUCGUGAUGAGAUAUUCAAGCCUAGAAGAGUUGGCUAUCAUGCUUCUUCUGAUGUUAAAUACAAAGGUGACUGGAUGAGACGUCCCAUUUCCAAUGAUGAAAUUGCAUGGCUUGCAAAAAUGCUUAUUAGGUUAUCUGAUUGGUUGAAUGAGAGUCUUGGACUAAAUCAGGCAGAGAGCAAUCAAGUUAGCUCAACAGUUUCCUAUGUAGAGGUAUCCACUGAUGUCGCCCAUAUAUGUGGACCUUCGGAGGCCGUGAAGGUCUUUUUAUGUACCAUUGGUUCUUGGUUUCUCUUUCUGGGUGCUGCUUCUCUGGGUUUAAUGCGAAAAUAUGGUCUGAGGGUGAACUUAAGGAUACUGGCCUCCAAAAAGGUUGUAAUGGUUUUUGUUUUAUAUGUUGCUUUUGGUCUAUUGAAGAAACUCAUUCGAGCAUUUCAUGGCAUGUAGAGAAUAUAGAUUGAAUAUACAAAGUGUAUAGAGAUGUGGAAAGUACAAAGAGAAUUUUGUCCAUAAGGUGUUUCAGCUUCUGUAAUUACAAGUGGUACGGUUAGAAAAGAAAAUACCAGUCCGCCAUGGUCAGCUAAUGCAAGUAAUUUCUGAUUUCAUAUUAAAGCUGCAAUGAAAGAAAUUACGGGUAUCUCAUUUUUAUUUAGAAUUUGGAAUGUGACGUUAUAAAAGAAAAUUUUGACUAAGGGUCGAACAUUUCUUUUAUAAAGUGUUUUGGUUUGGGAGUUACUACCCAGAUUU
Messenger RNA from Cajanus cajan (pigeon pea), 2894 nucleotides. Lineage: Eukaryota; Viridiplantae; Streptophyta; Magnoliopsida; Fabales; Fabaceae. The record is from RefSeq and is a predicted model, not a curated record.